This is a messenger RNA of Strongylus vulgaris, 491 nucleotides long. The record is from the annotation of a GenBank genome assembly. NCBI's taxonomy places the organism in Eukaryota, Metazoa, Nematoda, Chromadorea, Rhabditida, Strongylidae.
GUUUAUGGUGUGGAGCAUGUCUAAACUGCUUUGUUCUUGUAACAAAUCGUCUGCUGGAGGUAUCAAACAGAAGCUUGCUACAAAUGAUAUAUGGAAAGCGAAAAACAUAUGUUGUCCUUCUGCUUCCACUUUUCUAUAGUUUAUAUUUCUGCUUUUUCACACCUCCGCUUCUUUUCAAUUCCGACUCUAUGGCAUGGUUUUUCUUUACAUUCGCUCCUGGCCAUGAUUCGGCUCAGUAUUACAAUUAUCCACAUACAGCUAACAACUUACUUGUGGUAGCGAUAACGUGCUUGCUUUAUGUUCCUUAUGCUCAUGCCCUGCUAAAAUCUAAAGCAACUCGCUUAACAUGGGCGCAAAAAUCUUUCUUCAUUCAAUGUACUUCGAUUUGUACGGCAAAUCUCCUAGCAGCAUUGAUUUAUGUGUACAUGCAGUUUUUCGAAACAUCUUCAUACUUUGUGCUUUUCGGGCACAUUUGCUGGCAACUGGGACAC